This is a messenger RNA of Penicillium verrucosum, 1659 nucleotides long. It is a transcript of the gene nimT, whose product is annotated as putative tyrosine protein phosphatase MIH1. NCBI's taxonomy places the organism in Eukaryota, Fungi, Ascomycota, Eurotiomycetes, Eurotiales, Aspergillaceae. Gene Ontology annotation, biological process: positive regulation of G2/MI transition of meiotic cell cycle; protein dephosphorylation; positive regulation of G2/M transition of mitotic cell cycle. Gene Ontology annotation, molecular function: protein tyrosine phosphatase activity. The coding region runs from base 1 to 1659 and encodes 552 amino acids. Gene Ontology annotation, cellular component: nucleus; cytoplasm. The transcript has 4 exons. The record is from RefSeq and is a predicted model, not a curated record.
AUGGAGCACUCUUCACCUCUCGCUGCUAUGCAGCCUCCAUCAGUCAUGUUCGGUCAUUGCUUUCGUUCAGAGACAUCGACUUCUUAUCCCCUGGGUUCAAUGUCCGGGUUUGGUGGGAACCCGUUCAAUUUCAAAGAAUUGUCUAUGAAGAAGUCUAGUUCGGACUACUUCAACAUGAAACCCAUUCGAGGAUCUUCCCCCACAGCUAGUUUGGCUGCUGAUCUUUCUCAGAACUUCCAUAUUGACCAGAGUCCUCAAUUAGCCACACCUCGGCGGUCUUUGUUCACAGCCAGUAUGCUGGGUCAGACUAAUGGACGUGAUGAUGUGAUGACCACCCCGCCGCUCCCAUCUUCUUCUCCGGCUCCGGCUAUGGAUGUGAUGGAAAUGUCUCCACUGCCUCACAAGCCGGCCUUUUUUGUUACUGCCGAGAUCGAGAUACAAUCUCCGACACCUGGGGCCAGUCCGAUGGGAUCACCAAUGAGAUCUCCGCUACCCAGCCCUCUACAAGCGUCUCCGAUGGAGUCUCCUCUAUGCCCACCUGAGAGGAAGCGUCCAACUUUCCUGCGUCCUAGUCUGGCUAGGAGUAAGGCUCAGUCUUACCAACUUGGACAGACCCGGCCUGCCCCGGAGAGUAAAGCACCGCCCUUUCGAUUUGGAACUGGAGCCAAGACAUCUCUCAGCACGUCGACUUCUCUGGAAGAUAUGUUUGGGGACUCGCCUCCCCAUGAGCGUCCAAUCUCUCGCAAUGGUUCUUCCACUCACCUGGGACCACCGCCCCGUAUGCGGCCAUCACUCCACCAUGCCCGUAGCAGCGGCUCGCCCGCCCCCAGUUCAAUCCGCAAACCCUCUCAUUCUUUGAUGCGUCCCCGCAAGCAAUGUCGACGAUCAUUGAGUAUGUUUGAGAACCCAGCAGAUGUUAUUGCCGAUAAAGAGGCCAAGGUAGCGACAAAUACACCCGUCCAGUCCAUCAGUGACAUUUCGAGCCCGCCCAGCAUGAAGCUGCCUCACUUCAUCCCUGAGGAUCGCGCGGACUCUCUGCCUCGCAUCGACAAGAGCACUCUUCUGGAACUCAUGAACGGGAAGUUCAAUGACCAGUUCGACAACAUUCUCAUCAUCGACUGCCGCUUCGAGUAUGAGUAUGAGGGUGGUCACAUCACCGGUGCAUUGAACUAUAACGACAAGGAACGUCUCGCCGGUGAACUCUUCAGUGCUCCCCAAUCCCGUACUGCGCUUGUCUUGCACUGCGAAUACUCUGCCCACCGGGCUCCCAUCAUGGCCAAGUACCUGCGACACCAUGAUCGCGCCAUCAAUGUUGAUACUUACCCUCACCUGUCAUACCCCGAUAUGUACAUUCUAGAUGGUGGAUACAGUUCAUUCUUUGCUGAACACCGUUCUUUCUGUUUCCCUCAGAACUAUGUCGAAAUGAGUGCCAAGGAGCACGAAUUUGCCUGCGAGCGUGGACUUGGCAAGGUCAAGCAGCGCUCUAAGCUGAACCGCGCCCAAACUUUUGCCUUCGGUGAACAGUCACCUCCCAUGGAGGACAGCCCAACUGGACGUUGCCGACUUGGCGACAACGAGCGAAACCGCUACCUAAGCUCUCCUUUCUCUCAAAGCCCGGUCCCUGCCCGCACUCCCGGCCGCCGGAUGCUUUCCUACUAA